Phragmites australis (common reed) is the source of this 2102-nucleotide messenger RNA. RefSeq names its product lysine histidine transporter-like 8. The record is from RefSeq and is a predicted model, not a curated record. Gene Ontology annotation, cellular component: plasma membrane. The transcript is spliced from 5 exons. The coding region runs from base 91 to 1923 and encodes 610 amino acids. Lineage: Eukaryota; Viridiplantae; Streptophyta; Magnoliopsida; Poales; Poaceae.
GCGUCCAACCGGACCUCGGCCGGCACGCAAACCCUAUCUUUCCCCACGCAAGGCACAGCACGAUCCUGCCGAAUCGUCCGCGCCGUGAAAAUGCGAACGCCUCGCCGCCCUGCUCCCAGGACAGACAUGCCAGGACAUGGCACGCGCCGUCUACAGUCUCCUCUCCUCUCGUCACGUACACUCUCUCUCUCCCUCACUCCCCGUGCAUCAUUUAUUUCUCUCCCUCUCUCUCCUCCCCGACACGGAAGUCGCUGUCGGACUGUCCUGUCCCCCACUCAACACUCCCCUCCCCCCUGCGCCACCUUUUCUUGGCUUUCCACCCGAGUAUCCGACCCGAGCUCCAAGAACUCGCGCACACACGCACGCCUUCCAAGCAGUCUCUCCCUCGGGGACCGGCCAGAGGCAAUGGCGGCGGAGGGUGCGGCGGCGGCGGCGGCGAGCGAGCCGGAGCUGGUGUCGAUCCCGGCGACGCCGCGGGGGCUGUCGACGCCAGAGGGCGCGGCGACGCCCACGGCGGCGGGGAGGAGUAAGGAGGCCGGGACGCCGGCGCGGCGGGUGGUGGAGGGCCUGCGCGGGUACCUGGAGGACGUGGGCCACAUCACGCGCCUCGACCCUCGCGACGCCUGGCUGCCCGUCACCGAGAGCCGCGGCGGCAACGCCCGGUACGCCGCGUUCCACUCCCUCAACGCCGGCCUCGGCUUCCAGGCGCUCCUGCUCCCGCUCGCCUUCCCGGGACUCGGAUGGAGCUGGGGGAUAAUAUCAUUAACUAUUGCUUAUUUCUGGCAACUGUACACACUCUGGAUCCUAGUGAAACUUCAUGAAGCUGUACCAGGCAGGAGGUACAACAGAUAUGUGGAGCUUGCACAGGCUGCAUUUGGAGAGAAACUGGGAGUUUGGCUGGCUCUUUUCCCAACUAUUUAUCUGUCAGCGGGGACUGCAACUGCGUUAAUCCUUGUUGGAGGGGAGACCAUGAAGCUGUUUUUCCAAAUAGUGUGUGGCCCACUCUGCUCGCCAAGUCCCAUUUCGACGGUCGAGUGGUACUUAGUGUUCACAUCCUUGGCAGUAGUUCUUUCUCAGCUUCCAAAUCUCAACUCAAUCGCUGGGCUUUCGCUCAUCGGUGGUGCAACUGCAAUAAUGUACUGUACCAUGUCCUGGGUCCUCUCCGUCAGCCAACCACGGCCACCGACAAUCUCUUAUGAGCCAGUGAAAUCCACUUCUUUUGGUACAUCCUUAUUCUCAACCUUGAAUGCCCUUGGGAUAAUAGCCUUUGCAUUCAGGGGGCACAAUCUUGCACUGGAAAUACAGGCAACAAUGCCGUCAACUUUUAAACAUCCAGCACAUGUGCCUAUGUGGCGCGGGGCCAAAGUCGCGUACCUUCUGAUUGCAAUGUGCCUCUUUCCCGUUGCCCUUGGUGGCUACUGGGCCUACGGAAACAUGAUGCCACAAGGAGGGAUACUGACUGCGCUCUACGCCUUCCAUAGCCACGACAUCCCUCGCGGCCUCCUCGCGGCAACGUUCUUCCUCGUCGUGCUCAACUGCCUCAGCAGCUUCCAGAUCUACUCUAUGCCCGUCUUCGACAGCUUCGAGGCCUACUACACAGGUCGCACUAACCGCCCGUGCUCCGUCUGGAUCCGGUCGGGGUUCAGGGUCUUCUAUGGGUUCCUCUCGCUGUUCAUCAGUGUUGCACUGCCCUUCCUCUCCAGCCUUGCCGGGCUAUUGGGAGGGCUGACCUUGCCCGUGACCUUCGCCUACCCGUGCUUCAUGUGGCUCCGCGUCAAGAAGCCGGAGAGGUUCAGCUUCAGCUGGUACCUGAACUGGGGCCUGGGAGUGCUUGGCACCGCGUUCAGCCUGGCCUUCUCCCUGGGUGGCGUCUGGAGCAUCGUGAACACCGGGAUGAAGCUCAAGUUCUUCAAGCCCAACUAGAUAUAUAGAUUACUUGUUCCCAUCUGCAAGUUAUUUGAAAUUAGUUUGUGGAACUGAAUGUUAUAUAUAUGGUUACGCUGCCCAGCUGCAUGCCUUGGGCAAGAACAAUGGCAUGUAUAUAAGUGAUGGCUGGGAAUGUCGAAAUGCAAGGGUUUUGAUAUUGCGAGUAUCGAGUAUUU